Malaya genurostris is the source of this 565-nucleotide messenger RNA. It is a transcript of the gene ND-B16.6, whose product is annotated as NADH dehydrogenase [ubiquinone] 1 alpha subcomplex subunit 13. NCBI's taxonomy places the organism in Eukaryota, Metazoa, Arthropoda, Insecta, Diptera, Culicidae. The transcript is spliced from 3 exons. The coding region runs from base 33 to 488 and encodes 151 amino acids. The record is from RefSeq and is a predicted model, not a curated record.
AUUCGCUGGAUAUAAGAGAAAAGAGAUUCAAGAUGAGCACUCCUCCAGCUAGGCUACAAGAGAUGCCACCAAGAGGUGGCUAUCAAAGAAUACUUUAUGAAAGAGUUCCAGCGAAAAAAUAUUUCAAAGGAUGGCAGCUGAUCGCCGCUUACGCUGGUUUUACCACAUUCGGCCUAUCAUUGUACUACUUGAACUGCAAAGAAAACCAACGCGACGAGGUGGAGAAUCGCUCCGCACGGAAUGUUAUGUAUGCGGUGCUACUGGCCGAGCGUGAUCGGGAGUAUCUGAAGCAGAUCAGACGAAACCGCGAUGAGGAGGCAGAACUCAUGAAGAAUGUUAAAGGCUGGGAAGUAGGAACCUGGUAUGGCGAGCCAGUGUUCAAGACCUUACCGAAGGAUAAGUUUAUUGAUCCAACCUUCCAAGAGUUUUAUGUUCAUACUACAAACAAGGAUAUGGCAAAACGUAAGAACAUCAAACUUUGGAGCUAAAUGGAGACUAUUUGGUGACAUUUCAAAAUAUGCCUCGUGAAAUUAGUGGAUUGUAAAAUAAAUAAACGUAGGUCUUA